Messenger RNA from Trematosphaeria pertusa, 548 nucleotides. RefSeq lists its product as uncharacterized. Lineage: Eukaryota; Fungi; Ascomycota; Dothideomycetes; Pleosporales; Trematosphaeriaceae. The transcript has a single exon. Bases 180 to 548 code for a protein of 122 amino acids. The record is from RefSeq and is a predicted model, not a curated record.
CAACAUCAACGCAAUGUAAGUUCCCUGCCUGAGAUCGUUUCGGAGUUGUUUAACUGCUCUUCUGUUUUUCCCGCCAUGCUGCGCGGUCGCAUAUCGCUCCACUCUCCUCCCAACCAUGACGUACUACUCCCAUCCUCACCCCCAAAAGAAUCCCCAACGCGCGAAGUAAUAACACCGCCAUGCACGUGGACAUGGGUCCUCAUAACAUCAUUGUGUCCAGUGAGACAAACCCCGAGAUACAAGCGGUCAUUGAUUGGGAAUUCGUAGCUAGCGCACCAUAUGCAUCGCUUCACCGAACUAUUGAGAUGCUCUUCCAUAAGCCUGCUCCCAAUGGGUUUGGACCGGAGUACGAAGACGCUGAUGAACUCCGCGAAGCUUUCUGGGCAACUAUCCCUGACCGGAAGCAGCGGGACCAAAGUGAGUGGUUCAGGUUCGGCCUGUUCAUGAAAUCUGAAUGGAGACCGAAAGACGUGCCCAAGGAUAAGAUGCAGAACUUUUGGACGGAUAAUAUUCGGGUUGUUGGGGACAUUUUGAACAAGUAUGCGUAG